GACUUCUGGGGACCUCAUCCCACUGCCACCCCCCAGCAGAACGUGGUGAGCCGUGUGGCCAACCUGGCCCUGGUGAGCUGUGCCUGUGGGGCUUCGUCCACUGCCUACCCCUCCACCAAGGAGAGUCACCCCUACGUUCGCUCCGUCUGCGACGCUGCCGAGAAGGGAGUGAAGACCCUGACAGCAGCAGCAGUGAGUGGGGCCCAACCCCUCCUCACCCGCCUGGAGCCACAGAUUUCCACUGCCAACAAAAUUGCCUGCAGAGGUCUGGACAAGCUGGAGGAGAACUUGCCCAUCCUGCAGCAGCGACCUGAGGGGGUGGUGGCUGGGACCAGGCAGUUGGUGUCCUCCGUGGUGAGUGGGGCAGUGGAGAGGACACGCUGGGUGCUCAGCACCGUGGUGGGCUCCAGUGUGGGACGGCUCCUGACCUCGGGGGUGGAGGCAGUGCUGGGGAAGUCAGAGCAGCUGGUGGAUCAGUACCUGCCUGGGACAGAGGAGGAGCUGGCAGGUGUGGAGGUGGCCCCAGACAUGAACGUGGCCACACCACCACGACUGGGGCGACGGCAGAGCUACUUUGUCCGCGUGGGCACUCUCUCGGCCAAGCUGCGCGACCGAACCCUGCGGCGCUCGCUGGGCAAACUGCAGCGAGCGCGGCACAGCGCCCAGCACCUCCUGACACAGCUCCACCAGAUCAUCCAGCUGAUCGAGGAAGGGCGGCAGGGCACGGACGGGCCCCGGCACGGCACGCGGGAACGCCUCCAUCGCAUGUGGCUGGAGUGGAGCCAGCAGGAUGCUGUGCCCAUGGAGGAGAGUGAGGUGGAGGCUCGGACACUGGCCAUGCUGCGUGGGCUCCUGCACCAGCUCCACACCACCUGCACCCGCCUGGCCAGCAGCACCCGCUC
Acanthisitta chloris (rifleman) is the source of this 902-nucleotide messenger RNA. RefSeq names its product perilipin-3-like. The record is from RefSeq and is a predicted model, not a curated record. NCBI's taxonomy places the organism in Eukaryota, Metazoa, Chordata, Aves, Passeriformes, Acanthisittidae. The transcript has 8 exons. Gene Ontology annotation, cellular component: cytosol; lipid droplet. The annotation marks the transcript as partial. Gene Ontology annotation, biological process: lipid storage; positive regulation of triglyceride storage.